GUUGAAAUGGAGGACGCAAAAUAUGACGAAGAUUCCUUACCAAGUGGUUGAAAUUAGACUACCGUAUUGAGAAGCGUUACUUGAGAAAUAGUCUAUACACUAUUUUGUUUCUAAUAUGACGGAGCCGGUGGAAAAGAGCAAAACGCUUCAGAAAGCCAUCGCUUCUAAAGACAGGUCAACAGUACGUCGGCUUGCCGAAUCGCUAAAUAUAAAAUAUGAGCAGUCUGUUCAAACGUCGGAAAAGCAUUCAAGAGAUUUGGUAACAGAUAUUGAAAGAAAAAUCGGAACGUCGGCCAUUGAUGCUCAAGAUGACGAUGGGAAAACGGCAUUGUACAGAAGUGCUGCAGAGGGUCAUACUAGAGUUUGCAGAAUUCUGAUUGAAUCAGGAGCAAACAAGGAUAUUCAAAAUGUAGUAAGUGUGAUGUUGUGA
This is a messenger RNA of Anneissia japonica, 430 nucleotides long. RefSeq lists its product as uncharacterized. The transcript is spliced from 4 exons. Bases 116 to 430 code for a protein of 104 amino acids. Gene Ontology annotation, molecular function: protein binding. NCBI's taxonomy places the organism in Eukaryota, Metazoa, Echinodermata, Crinoidea, Comatulida, Comatulidae. The record is from RefSeq and is a predicted model, not a curated record.